AUGCGCGGCGAGCAUUGCGCAGUCGCGCACUCUCUCUUCCUCUCCCUCACCAUUUUCUUCUUCUGCAACCUUCAACCUCUGCCGCUAACAGCGGCGCCGCCGUCGCCACCCACCCCUCUACCUUCCCCUAUCAUCCUCCUUCUUUCCCCUGUCACCAUCCUCAAACCUCUCCCUUCACUUUCUCCUUUCGGACAACCACCCGCCGCCGUGAACCUUCGCCGGCCACCACCAUCACACGGCCAGUCUCCCCCUCUCUCUCACCACCAACCAACACCUCUUCGCUUUCCUUCUCUCAUCAUAGCCAACUUCCCUUGUACUCAGUCUCUCACUCUUCCGAACGCCGCCACAGCCGCCGCCCCGCCAUCUCCACCGCCACCGUCCACAGCGGCGUGA
This is a messenger RNA of Arachis stenosperma, 393 nucleotides long. RefSeq names its product proline-rich receptor-like protein kinase PERK2. The record is from RefSeq and is a predicted model, not a curated record. The coding region runs from base 1 to 393 and encodes 130 amino acids. The transcript has a single exon. NCBI's taxonomy places the organism in Eukaryota, Viridiplantae, Streptophyta, Magnoliopsida, Fabales, Fabaceae.